AGCCGGAUAUUUAUUCAGAUAACCAUAACAGAUAACAUUUUGGGGAUAUCACAAACUGUCGAACGGUGCAUUAUGGGGCUAUAAUUAAACAAUAAUAACAGAACCAACUGCACGAACUAGCACACGUUUGUCCUAGUCAUUGAUGAUUCUCAUCUCAGUGCCUUAGUGGAUAACAUUGUCCCCAUGCCAAGUCAGGCUGAUUCCACUGGUCGACCUACCAUGGCUUUUGGCUUCAUGUCCACUCCUGGAGCAAGAGUUUCACAUCUGAUGGCAGAUGUUCGUGGGGAGCUGUUACCCAGAGGCCUCGUCCCAGUCAUAGUAUGUCUGAUCAUUCCUGGUAACAACCUUGAAGCCAGCCCAUCCAUCGCCCAGGCAAUUACCAAGAACUGCUGGCCCUGGAGUAUGAAACCCAAGUAUGGGUUCUGGAUGUGACUUACGGAAGGGAGAUGUCCAGGGCCUUCCGGGGCCUACGAGCAGUGGCCGAAAAGAUUCAUUUGAGAAUCAUUAUGCUAAUCUAAAAGCAAUGACUUGCAGAAGAGGAGCUCUCAUUGUCCUAGAAGGGGUGGACAAGGCCGGGAAAACUACACAAUGUAACAAGCUAAUCCAGGCACUGUUGGAGAAUGAACAGCCAGCUGAAAUGAUGAGAUUCCCAGAGAGAACUACAAUGAUCGGACAACUUAUUAAUUCCUAUCUUGAGAAGAAAAGCAAUCUGGAGGACCACACCGUGCAUCUGCUGUUCUCCGCCAACCGAUGGGAACAAGUGCCUCUGAUGAAGGAGAAGUUGGAACAGGGCAUCACUCUAGUGGUGGAUAGAUACGCCUUCUCUGGAGUCGCUUUCACCAGUGCCAAGCCUGGUUUCACUCUGGACUGGUGCAAGAACCCAGACGUGGGGCUGCCCAAGCCAGACUUGGUGAUGUUCCUGAACGUCAACCCCUCGGAGGCUGCCCGGCGAGGCCAUUUCGGCACAGAGAGAUACGAGACCAGUGUCUUCCAGAGGGCUGUGCAGCAGAGGUUUGAAGAAUUGAUGAAGGACUCAUCGGUAAACUGGCAGGUUAUUGAUGCAUCCAGGAACAUUGAAGAUGUGCACGCAGACAUCAAGAACCACACUAUAGAAGCCAUUACAACUGCUAUGACUCAGCCCAUUGGGCACCUCUGGAAGUGACCUAAUGUCAUGUUCAAUAUGGCAUGUUGUCUCAAAAAUGUUUGCAACAGAAAAAGCACAUCAGACUUAUUAGUUGUGGGGGGUUUUUUCCCACGGUUUGGUGCGAACAUGACACACGUCUGGAACCAAGUCCUCAGAUCACACGGAGGCCUUGUCCUCCUAACGUGUCGUCACAAGCCGAACCGUUUGGGGGGAAAAAGAAAUGAAACAAUGCUGCAAAUAAAUUGUGCAAUAUUAGAGAUGGUGUAUAAUAAUAUUUUAAUAAUUAAUCGCUGAGGACCACAAAAAUCCAAGCUGUAACUAUAUUUUUCCCCAUUUCCAUCGGUCUUGUCCAUUAAGCAUUCUUUAUGCAUUGACUAAAUAAAUAAUCUUGAAAUGA
This is a messenger RNA of Esox lucius (northern pike), 1541 nucleotides long. RefSeq names its product deoxythymidylate kinase (thymidylate kinase) (gene dtymk). The transcript has 7 exons. Gene Ontology annotation, molecular function: ATP binding; dTMP kinase activity. The record is from RefSeq and is a predicted model, not a curated record. The coding region runs from base 416 to 1162 and encodes 248 amino acids. Gene Ontology annotation, cellular component: nucleus; cytosol; cytoplasm. NCBI's taxonomy places the organism in Eukaryota, Metazoa, Chordata, Actinopteri, Esociformes, Esocidae. Gene Ontology annotation, biological process: dTTP biosynthetic process; dUDP biosynthetic process; dTDP biosynthetic process.